Molecule: messenger RNA, 519 nt
Organism: Penicillium waksmanii
Lineage: Eukaryota; Fungi; Ascomycota; Eurotiomycetes; Eurotiales; Aspergillaceae
Product: 3-hydroxyanthranilate 3,4-dioxygenase
Exons: 3
Coding region: 1-519 (172 amino acids)
Biological process (GO): quinolinate metabolic process; 'de novo' NAD+ biosynthetic process from L-tryptophan
Cellular component (GO): cytoplasm
Molecular function (GO): 3-hydroxyanthranilate 3,4-dioxygenase activity; iron ion binding
Source: RefSeq, a predicted model, not a curated record
AUGGAAUCAUCCUCAAUCCCCAAAGGCUCUAUUCCAGGGCCAAUCGCCCUAUCUUCUUGGCUUGAAAUAAAUUCAAAUAAUUUGAAGCCUCCUAUCAAUAAUAAAUGUUUAUACUCUGGGAAAGAUUUUAUUUUGAUGGCGGUCGGAGGCCCGAAUACAAGGAAUGAUUAUCACAGUGAUAUGCUGCUAAAGAUCGUUGAUGAUGGGGAGUUCCGAGACGUUAUAAUUCGAGAAGGAGAAACAUUCUUGGUCCCUGGAAAUACGCCUCAUUCUCCAAGGCGAUACGAGGAUACAGUUGGUCUGGUCAUGGAACGCGCACGUCCACCAACCUGCAUUGAUCGCAUUAGAUGGUACUGUGAAAAUAAAGAGGCACACCAAAGCCAACCGACAAUCAUUCGGGAGGUUUCAUUUUACUGUGAGGAUAUUGAAACACAGGUUAAGGCUGUAGUUAGUGAUUGGAUAAAUAAUGAAGGAGGCCGGAAGUGUGGGGCUUGUGGAACAGUUGCACCUCCUCACUAG